GUUCUUUAAAGAAAUAAUAAUAAUCAGACAGGGGCAGCGUGUUAGAAGAUAAACUCCAGCAGCACCUCAAAACGACGCGUGGCCUUCUUCUUCCUCGUGCAGAUGCGCCUCACAGAGCCACAAAGCGGCACUGAAGCUCGCCGCCGAUGCAAAUGAUAAGCGUGCAAACAGCUAAAUAACAGAACGCCUGAGCUCCGACGAGCACCUAGGCAACGCCUUCGGAAACCUAGAUCUAUAGAAUAUCAAUUGAGCUUCAGCUUCCAGCUUCAGUAGAAGCCAUCAAUAGUAAUGUUUAGAAGACACAAUGUUGCUGCCAGGAUUUUCGACCGCCAAAUUUCCACUGUUGCUCCUGGCACUAGUGUUCACCAUACUAGGCGAUUUUACGAGAAUUUAGUCCCUAAUUGUACCAUAUAUGAAGUUGAGUGCCCAGACCAUCUAUACCGUAAAAUCACUGAGGAUGGUCAAUACCUCAUAUGUUUCAGUAGAAAUCAUCAGGAUCUGAUUGUUUAUAGACCCACGUGGCUUUCAUAUUCAUGCAAAGAAGAAUGCAAUACUAAUGAUCUUCCCCAAAAAGCAAAGAGGUUUGAGAGCUUCUUCAGCCAACUGUACUGUGUAUCACUUGCUUCUAGCAAUGAGCUUAUAUGCAAGGACUUUUUUCUUUACAUGGAGAGUAACCAAUUUGGACUAUUUGCUACUUCUACUACACAAAAUCAUGAUGCGCCUGUUGGAGGAGCUGUUCAGGGUGUCCCCUCAAUAGAAAAGAUAACUUUUCACCUCUUGAGAUUGGAAGAUGGAGUUGUUCUGGAUCAGAAGUGCUUUCACAACGAUUUUAUUAACCUGGCCCAUAACAUGGGUGUCUUCUUGUACGAUGAUUUACUGGCAAUUGUGUCAAUUCGCUAUCAAACAAUACACAUACUGCAAAUCAGGGACUUCGGGAACCUUGUUGACAUACGAGCAAUUGGGACAUUUUGUCGUGAAGAUGAUGAGCUUUUUCUCAAUUCAAGCACUCAGAGUAUGCUUAGUCAUGAAAAAGGUAAACUGCAUCAACUGCCUGAGAAUCCUGUUGAGAAUGGUUUACAUCAGAGUGAGCCUUCCUCAGACUAUUGCUUUCUUAGUGGAAUCAAACAGCGGUUGCUCUCUUUCAUAUUUAGAGGAAUAUGGAAUGAAGAACCAGAUCAGGCAUUGAGGGUCCAAUCCCUGAAGAAGAAGUUCUAUUUCCAUUUCCAAGACUAUGUUGACUUGGUGAUCUGGAAGGUACAAUUCUUGGACCGGCACCACCUGCUAAUAAAGUUUGGUAGUGUAGAUGGAGGGGUAUCACGUAAUGCUGAUCAGCACCCAGCCUUUUUUGCGGUAUAUAACAUGGAGACAACUGAAAUUGCAGCUUUUUAUCAGAAUACGGCAGAUGAGCUUUAUCUCCUGUUUGAGCAAUUCUGCGACCACUUUCAUGCAACAGCAAGAAAUUCAUUGUAUUUGAAUUUCAUUUCAUCCCACUCAAAUAACAUGCAUGCUCGGGAGCAACUAAGAAGUGCUAAAAAUAAAGCAAGUAGUUCUUUGCAGUUUGUGAAGAAGAUGCUAGUUUCUUUGCCUUUUAGUUGUCAGUCGCAGAGCCCUUCUCCCUACUUUGACCAAUCUCUUUUUCGCUUUGAUGAAAAGUUGAUUUCUGCGACUGAUCGGCAUAGACAGUCAACAGACCAUCCCAUCAAGUUCAUCUUAAGAAGGCCACCAAAUACGCUGAAAUUUAAAAUCAAGACAGUCUCUAGAAACGAGAUCGUGGAUCUGCUUAUACCCACUCCUAGCUAGCUUGGAGCUGGACCCUGGUCCUUUGAAGAUAAAUGCUCCGUUCUAGUUAUUUGAUCAAAUUAAUUACAAUCCUAGCUUGGAGCUGGACCUGGCCGUUCAACUUUCAGACCUCAUACAUGUGGAAGAUCUCACCCAGUGAAUUGAUGGAAUGCGUCUCUUCUGUGUCUGUUGAACAUCUACUUUGGAAAUUUGAAGAAAUGAGGGGCAUUUGUGAGAAUAUAAACUUUUCAUCCAAUAAGAUAACUACAAGUGGACUUUAGUGGUGCCAAAAGACAGAAAUACCUUCGACCAAGAAGUGGGAAGAAGCAUGCUUGGUAAUAGCUAGAGAAACAGUAUAAAUAGACAAAGACCUUCAUGACAGUAUAGUUUCUCAUGAUAAGACAAUUUCGGGAGAGGAAAAUUACUACAUUGCAAAACAACAGUCUAACCUAGCAAAAAAUUUCGGAAAAGGAUUGUCAAAAGUCAAGGAAAUACCAGUCAACCAAGGACUUUUAACUCUCAAGCUAGAUUAUGAGCUUUCAAAAACUGAAUGCAAGAAUGCAGAGAUUAGGUUUACAUCGGAUGGCUAUUGAAAACAAGAUUAUAUUGUUCGGAAAGUGUUAUUGUAAAUUUUAGCACUUGCUGUUUCCAAGCCAAUUGACACAGGGAAUGAACCUACGCCUUCUUUGUUGAACUGGGAGUCUGUUUCGAAAGGAAAGCCAACCAACGAGUUUGAACAUUAGGUGGGAGAAUUUGUUUUCACAUAGCCUUUUUAAAAUGUGGGCAUUAGGGUGAGAAGUAAAGUGGUGCAUUUGAAGUUUGUAAGGUCAUCUCUAGUCAUAGGGCUAAAUGUAGUUCAUGACUAUAAUUUUAGCCCUUCAAAAUAUUAAUUUUUCAAAGAAUAGCGCAGGGCUAAAUUUUUUCCAUCCCUAGCUAUGCAAGCUAUAUUUUAGGGCACUCCAUAUUUUAUUAUUUUGAGGAAAAUUAUAGUA
Prunus mume (Japanese apricot) is the source of this 2771-nucleotide messenger RNA. The record is from RefSeq and is a predicted model, not a curated record. Lineage: Eukaryota; Viridiplantae; Streptophyta; Magnoliopsida; Rosales; Rosaceae.